Spinacia oleracea (spinach) is the source of this 1841-nucleotide messenger RNA. RefSeq names its product histidinol dehydrogenase, chloroplastic. Gene Ontology annotation, cellular component: chloroplast stroma; cytoplasm; cytosol. The record is from RefSeq and is a predicted model, not a curated record. Gene Ontology annotation, biological process: L-histidine biosynthetic process. NCBI's taxonomy places the organism in Eukaryota, Viridiplantae, Streptophyta, Magnoliopsida, Caryophyllales, Amaranthaceae. Gene Ontology annotation, molecular function: NAD binding; histidinol dehydrogenase activity; metal ion binding. The coding region runs from base 170 to 1642 and encodes 490 amino acids. The transcript is spliced from 16 exons.
UCAGCUCUCUCACUGCCACGGCCAACUGAGAAACUGACUCGCCAUUUCGCCGGAAAAUCGACAAAAUCUGACGCUCUCUCAAGUAAUUUGGGGUUUCUCCUCUCCCAAAUUCAUUUGGUGUAUAUAUUGCUUGAAAUUCGGUGAUUAAGAUUGGUUGAAGGAGUUGGUGAUGGAGGCUAAACUUGUAUGCUUAGAUCGAACCAGUUUGUUAUUCAACUCUUUCGGAGCUCGUUCCUUCCGACUUCCGCAUUCCUGCUUGUCGAAAACUAAUUUCCGGCCUUUGAGUUUUUCAUCAGGAUCAAUGAGCAACGCAGUGAAAUGUGCCUUGAAGUCUUACAAAUUAUCCGAACUUUCUGUGUCUGAGGUUGAUAAUCUGAAAUGUCGUCCCCGCAUUGAUUUUUCUUCUAUUUUUAGUGUGGUCCAGCCCAUCGUUGAUGAUGUACGGACCCGGGGUGAUGAUGCAGUGAAAGAAUAUACUGUCAAAUUUGACAAAGUCAAACUGGAUACGGUGGUUGAAGAUGUUGCAGAUUUGCAAGAUCCCGAGUUUCUGCUUGAUCCUCGCAUUAAAAAGGCCUUUGAUGUUGCAUACGACAAUAUAUAUGCAUUUCAUGCUGCUCAAAAGUCAGAGGAGCAAAGUGUUGAGAACAUGAAGGGAGUUAGAUGUAAACGUGUAGCGAGAAGUAUUGGUUCUGUUGGACUUUAUGUUCCAGGAGGGACUGCUGUACUGCCAUCCACAGCUCUUAUGCUUGCAAUUCCUGCCAAAAUCGCUGGCUGCAAAACUGUAGUUCUUGCCACACCUCCAAGCCAGGAUGGCAGCAUAUGCAAGGAGGUCCUAUACUGUGCCAAGAAAGCUGGUGUCACUCAUAUCCUUAAAGCUGGAGGAGCUCAGGCCAUUGCUGCUAUGGCCUGGGGAACAUCUUCUUGUCCUAAGGUUGAGAAGAUAUUUGGACCAGGAAAUCAAUAUGUAACAGCUGCAAAGAUGAUCCUGCAAAAUAGUGAAGCUAUGAUCUCAAUCGACAUGCCUGCUGGCCCUUCAGAAGUUCUGGUGAUUGCUGACAAACAUGCUAACCCUGUCCAUGUUGCAGCAGACUUGCUUUCUCAGGCCGAACAUGGACCAGAUAGUCAGGUUGUUCUUGUAGUAGCCGGUGAUGGUGUGAAUAUAAGUGCUAUUGAGAAUGAAAUUAGCCAGCAGUGUCAGAAUCUUCCUAGAGGGGAAUUCGCAGCAAAAGCAUUAUCUCAUAGUUUUAUCGUGUUCGCUCGGGAUAUGGUUGAGGCAAUCUCUUUCUCAAACAUGUACGCACCUGAGCAUCUGAUUAUGAAUGUAAUAGAUGCUGAGAAAUGGGAAAGCUUAAUUGAGAAUGCAGGAUCAGUAUUUAUGGGGCCGUGGACGCCCGAAAGUGUUGGAGAUUAUGCUAGUGGAACAAAUCAUGUCCUUCCAACAUAUGGUUAUGCAAGAAUGUAUAGUGGGGUGUCACUUGAUUCAUUCCAGAAGCAUAUAACAGUUCAAUCUUUGACAGAGGAAGGUCUGAGAAAUCUAGGCCCGUACGUUGCAGCAAUGGCUGAAGUCGAGGGACUGGAAGCUCACAAGCGUGCUGUGACCUUAAGGCUUCAGGAUAUCGAGGCAAGGCAAGUGUUAAGAUGAUAAAUUUACUUUUAUGAAUGAUCUGCUGAAAAACAAACAAACAUAUGUACUAGUUUAUUUGUACCAUUUGAAGCCUCACAUUGAGGAUGUGUUGUGUGGAGUCGAUUUUGUUACCAGUAUUCUGUCUGAAAUAAUUGAAAUUGAAACAGGAAACUGUUGCAGUAAUUUGGUUGCAAUAAUUGAAAAGCAAACAAACAUA